Molecule: messenger RNA, 3429 nt
Organism: Debaryomyces fabryi
Lineage: Eukaryota; Fungi; Ascomycota; Pichiomycetes; Serinales; Debaryomycetaceae
Exons: 1
Coding region: 1-3429 (1142 amino acids)
Molecular function (GO): nucleic acid binding; ATP binding; ATP hydrolysis activity
Source: RefSeq, a predicted model, not a curated record
AUGCUGAGAACUGGAGGUCCAGAUAUUCGGGAAUUUGUCUUGGGCUUGAGUACACCUAAAGCAAAUUCUUGCCUGACUAAUAGUUUAUCACUUAGUUCUCGACAGCAUGCGUAUCGGACAGGUACGUUAGGAACGGGGAGAAUUCGAGAACCAGUAUUCAAUUUGGACACAUACAAUGGUUUUGUUGAUCGGUUGAGUUUUGAUCGCCCACCUCUUUAUCGGAAUGAUUCUGUUCUGAUGAGAUCACUUAGCAGGCUCCAAUCAAGAAAACAGGGUGUAUUAGUCAAUAAUGCAAUUAACUUGUCUGAAGCUUCUUUUCCUCCUGAAGGAAAUGAUACUUUAGACACUUGCCAGAAAAGCAUAUCAAAAACUAUAAAUCCAGCCAUACUAUCCACAUCCAUUUUGCCUGAGAAAUACAGAUUCAUAUUCAGUUUCAGCAAGUUUAACAAAAUGCAGUCGGAAUCAUUUGAAAGUAUCUAUAAUUCAGAUCAAAACUGUGUAAUAAAUGCCCCAACUGGUUCAGGGAAGACUGUUUUGUUUGAAUUGGCGAUUAUCAGAUUAUUUAGUAUAUCCAAUAUGAAUAGUAAGGCCUUUUAUUUGGCGCCCAGCAAAGCAUUAUGUGCCCAAAAAUAUAACGAUUGGGUAGGCAAGUUUUUAACUUUGGGCAUUACCGUUGGUGUUUUGACAAAUGAAACAUCUAUAGAAGAAACAGAGAAUGUUAAAGGAUCCAAUAUAAUCAUCUCAACCCCUGAAAAAUUAGAUCUAUUAACAAGAAGAUUAUCGAACUACGAUACAUUUUUCAAAGACGUAAAAUUAAUUAUUAUAGAUGAAAUACAUACUUUGAAAGAUUCCAGGGGGUCUACAUUGGAAGUCGUAACUACAAGAAUUAACAAAAUGUGCAGUGAUAUUAGAAUUGUUGGCGCGUCAGCAUCGGCUCCUAACUUACAUGAUAUGUCCAUUUGGUUGAGGAAGAAAGAUGAUUUAAAUCCUGCAGUAACUUUAAGUUUUGAUGAUACAUAUAGAUCUGUUCGACUAGAUAAGAUAGUUUUGGGUUAUGCUUCCCAAAGAGGUAAAGACUUUCAUUUUGAUCAAUUCCUUCAUUCAAAAUUAGUCGGGGUCAUAAAACAUUAUGGGAAUAACAAGCCAACAGUAAUAUUUUGCCCUACCAGAAAUAGCUGCUUAAAAACAGCGAAGUAUUUGAAUGAUAAUUUUGAUCACUUAUUUUGCACUCAAAGUCCACCGAUGCAUUUUGAUGAAAACGAGUUGCUGAUCUAUGCAGCUCAUGGAAUUGCAUUUCAUCAUGCCGGGUUGUCUCCUAAUGAUCGAAAGAGAGUUGAAUUGCUAUUUAUUGAGGGAAAAUUGAAUAUUUUGUGCUCCACAUCUACUUUAUCUCUGGGUGUUAAUUUACCGACCUUUUUAGUAAUUAUAAAAGGAACCAAAAGAUGGUACAAUGGUUCUUUUCACGAAUACAAAGAAACAGAAGUUUUGCAAAUGAUUGGACGGGCUGGUAGACCAAAAUUUGAGACCAAGGGAAAGGCUGUUAUAAUGACCACUGCAGACCAAAAGGUUAAAUAUCAGAGACUCUUGAAGGGCAUACUUAAAGAUGACUCGGAAAGAAUAGAAAGUUGUUUACAUUUAAAUUUAGCUGAGCACUUGGUAGCCGAGAUAUCACUUGGUACAAUAGAAAGUAUAGAUGACACGUUAAAGUGGCUAAAAUCAACUUUCUUUUUUAUUCGUUUCACAUCCAACCCGACAUACUAUAAAGAAAUAACAUCCUCUCAUUCACUAGGGCCCAGUAAGAAGUUGCAUCAGUUUUGCCAAAAAUACCUAGAUAGCUUAAUAAAUGAGAGGAUUGUUUCUUUCGUGCCUACUGGUGGUUUCCGGUGCACUGAAUAUGGGGAUGUGAUGACAAAGUACUAUAUACUAUAUCCUACUAUGAGAAAUAUUAUUCGAAGUAAUGUUGGAAAUACAUUGUUAGAUAUAUUGACUAUUUUCUCCCGGUCCUUUGAGUUUUCGGAAUUCAGUAUAAAAUACAACGAAAAGAAGUUAUACAAAGCAAUUAAUCUGUCUCCGUAUAUAAAGUUUCCUUUAGAUUCUUCAGAAUUUCAAGAUAGUGACAAAGUGAUAUUACUAUUGCAGUAUGAACUAUGUGGAUUGGAAUUCCCAGAGUUCCCUGAAUCGAUGAAACUAUAUUAUUCCUUUGAAGGAGAAAAGUGCUACGUUCUAAAACAAGCAAGUAGAAUAAUACAUUGUAUGGCAGAUGUUUUUAGAUGCAAGAAAGAUUACGUAUCACUCUUAAAUACCUUAAAGUUUUUGAGGUGUGUAACGGGUAGAUGCUGGGAAAACUCAGUUACUGAGCUUAGACAAUUAAAUGGAAUUGAUUUAGAGUGCAUCAGUGCACUACGGAAGAAUAAUGUAAACAGCAUUAAAGAAGCAAAAUGCUUAAGUCAAAUGCAGCUAGAGUCUUUUCUAUGUGGAGAAUCUGGUGCUGGAAAAGCUAUUACUCGGGGUCUUCAGUAUCGUCCAGAGUUUAAGAUUAAUGCAACAUUAGCUUCUCACAGGAUACGUACUGAUUUAGAAACAAUUGAAGCUAAUUUGAUUAUAUCCUUUAGCGUAGAUAAUAUUGUGGAAGGUGUUUGGAAAAUAAAGGAAAAGUUCAUUAGUAUUGUCGUUGGGAUAUCUACUGGUGAACUUGUGGAUUUCAGAAGAUUCGCAACAUCUGAAUUAGCUGGGGGUAAAGUAAAAACGUUCCGAUUAACAGCUAGUGUGACAGAUCGCCAACAAAAGAUACAUUGCCAUAUCCUUCCAGAAAAUAUGGUUAAUAUUGAUGUACAAUAUAUUCUUUGCCUUGACAUUAUAGAACCAUGGGAGUUUGAUAAUCUCAUGAAUCAAAAGUCGAAAAAUGAGUCUGAGUAUAAUUCGAGCACUUCUAAAGAGUUUGAUAAUGUUUUAACCCAGUACGUAAGAUCCGAUUCGGAAUCAGAUUUAGAAAGUGAUGAUUUGAUCUUUGAUCCUGUCCAAAGUAUUCGUUCUGUUACAGAAAUAUCGAAAGAAAAGUGUACUUCAAAAGAGAUUCAAUCAAAUAAUAUCCGUAAAAUAAGAUCAGACGGAAAUUACGAGUGUAAUCAUCUUUGCAAAGAUAAAACCAAGUGUCGACAUUUUUGUUGUAGAGAUGGUAUUCCUAAUUUGAAGAGGCAAAGAACCACUAAAAAUCAUGGCGAACUAAAAACUAACGAUUAUGAUUCACAAUCAGUAGUAUCAUUUUCAUCUGUUGACGGGCCCCAAACAUCACAUCUGAUAGGACAUGAAAAGGAACAAGGAGUCCAACCUAAUUUGCAUCUGCCAAAUUUCAAGAGAAAAAAGAUAAAGCUUGGUCAGAGAGUAGGCAUAUUCAACAUAAAUAAUAGUGGGUUGUUUGAUAAUUAUUAG